AUGUCCUUCACCAAGAACCCUGAAGCAGCCUUCUACUUACCUGCCAAUGACUAUGUGCCUAGCUUUCGUGCUGCAAGGGAUUAUUUGGCAAGCCAUGAACCGUUUGCUGACCUCGCGGGCAUCACCCACUAUUUCUCAGAUUCAUCUCUAAACUCAGAAAGCCAUUGCCUCAUCGACAGUCUUUAUGGGCCUCAAAGAGCAGGAAGCACCUCAAGCAAUGAACCAAACACUUUGGGCGAGCUUCGCAAAGCAGACACGGCGAGAUUCAGCGGGUGGUCCCCAGUGCCCGAGAAAGUGGGACAGCCUUUAGACGCGCGAUUCAGCCUUUGGGACUCCAGCGAGAGUGAGAGCUGCAGCAUUCAUGAAUGUUCUCCUCUUCGCUGCACAUCAACACAAUGGACUACCGAGGAACGUGCAGCACAGUGGACAUCAGCAUCUCGCAGGCAAAAAACCUUCCCCGUUGCAUUACGCAGCAGCUGUGUUUUGGAGACUGAUGAAACAGGCGUCUUUGGAUCAUUUUCUACUGAAGACGAUGGAUUCUGUAUUACCAAUGUUUCCCGGUCAAUAGACAAAUUAAUUAGCGACUUCUUGCAGACACCCCGGAGAACCUCGACCCCCCAUGCAGAGCGCAGCACAACGUUCCGCAGUCCAGGCGAUAGUACAGUUGACAAAAUUUCCCCCAUGAGCCCUCUGAAGACAACUUCCGAGGGCUGGGCUGCAGCAGCAACUGCAGCAGCUUUUGCUGCUGCCUCGAUAGAGGAUUCUGAAGGCUCAUCUGUGAGACUGCUGGACUCAGCAACGACGUCGGGAUUGGGGACUGCGUUUAAACUCAAUGCAAGUGAGAUAGAGGCUUUUUUAAGAGCUAAGAGCAAGACAGAAGAAGUUGCUGCGAGGAUUAGGAAAGAAGUUGCAGCGGCACGAGAAUCUACGGGAGACCACAAAAGCAUUCGGCCGCGGUCUCCUUUGGCAGGGAAGAUGCUCGGAAAAUCUCUGGUGCCAGGAACUUUCUUCAGGCCGUCCCAGACCGCUAGCAUGAAAUACUCCACGUCCUUUAAGGAAUGCGUAUCGAGAUGCCGGAGAAUUGUUCAAGGGUCGGACGCAAGACCCUUUUCAGCUCUUAGGUCAGUCAGCAAUAACAAAGGCAGCGCAAGGCUUCCCGCUAAAAGCCGGUGCAGCUCCGAGAAGUCUAACACAGUACGGCGAAAGGCAGGCAUAGUUGGACCAGCUAGCGACCUUUCUGCACUGGGGAAGAAACUGCAGCCCGUAAUGAUCAAGCGUCGAGGCUGCUCAUCAAAGUUGGGGAUUGAAGGCAACCCAGCAGGAGCUCCAGGGACGAGCACUUCCAUCUCAUCUGGGGUUCUGGCAUCCGCACCGCCCAAAGACGAGGCACUUCACUCGCUGAAGCUCGAAUCAGCCGAUUCAGGGCCCCAUACUGUAAGUGAUGAGCCGCAUCUAUGGGACUACGGCGAAGCUCGCCGCUGUCCCAGCACUCUUUCAACAAGUUAUCAAACAGACCCGAUACCUGAGGAUUCAGGAGCAUCUCUAACCACAAAACGGGCACUUCUUUUCACCCCAUCUAAAGCUACUUCACCAAGGAGCCGAAUGCAAGAGGCGGAAUACUGCGCUGCUGCACCUACUUCACCUUCUGCAAGUGCUGCAUCUAGACUCCAAGAGGGUCCAGAACAGUCAAAAUCGUCAGCUAUAUCAACGACUGCAAGUAUAGCAGCACCAAAUGUGGCUUCUGAUUCAGCAGUUCUACCUCCAUCAAGUCCAUCUGCAGCAUGCACAGAGCCAAAGACACCGGAGGAAGCAAUUGGCUUGUUUGCUGGGCUUCGAAGUGGGUUACACCCUGCUGUUGACAGCAGGUCAGUAGACAUUCCUGGUGAAGGUGCGUUCAUUGCGACUCCUGCUGAGCCACGGGGAACACUCUCACAAAUUGCGGCACUUCGUCAUCUCGCCCGCAUCAUCAGUAAGGCUUUGAGCACUGCAACUAUUAGGCAGCUGCGCAACGGUGCACGUAGGUUCCUGCGGAGGUGUCAAGGAAACCAUAAUAAUGGAGAAGAGCCCUCAGUGGACACGAAAUCAAAGGAUGCACCGACACAACUGAAUAGGAUGACUCAUUUCCUCAAGCCAGUGCCCAACGAAGCCGGCACGAAUAAAAAACAGAGUAUUGAUUCUUUGUCUGAGCAAACUGGCGAGAAGAACUGUUGGGCACUCGAUAGCUCAAAGUUGCAAGAAUGCUCAAGUACAACUACCGAAAGCACUGGUAGACUAGUAAGCGCUGUCAGACCUCGAGAUGCCGACGGAGCUAUCAGCAGUAAUGUGUCUUCUCAGAAAGGCCUCCUGUCUCCUCCUGAAGAGGAACCUGAGAUCUGCAUAAAGCACAAUUUGCCAUUUUGUGGAGUAAGAAAUACAGUAGGCUCUAUUCACGACUCAGCAGUCCGCCAUGGUGAGACUCGGGACGUUCAAAAUUUUGAGGUCUUUCCACAAAACUCACCUCAUGUGGAAGACCUCGACGGUGCUGUUGAAAUAGCCUCUCACCAGGCUAAUCUAAGUUGCUCACGGGCUCCUAGUCCUAUAGCGUUGACAGACGUCAGCGCGGCGCUCGUCGCAGCGGACAGAGUGCUGACCACAGCGGAUUCUACUGCAGCAGAAGCUGCACCACUAUCUGCUGGAGCUGUAAACGUGCAAGACGAGCGCAAGGACGCUUGUCAGCCCGUGCGCUUAACAGAGCAACAAGCAGACAGCAAGCAGCGGCCCGUGCUGUCCGGAUACAAAAGCGUUCUAGAGCACCACUAUGAAGAUAGAAUCUCUGAAAGUGAACGAGCGCCGGUGUGCAAUCUGUCCCCUUAUUUCGUGGAUGAAGAGGAAAGUGCUUUCACUAGCAGAGGGCCAUCUGAAACUUUCCAAAAGAGACCGAGUACUCGAAUGGUGAAACUGGAGCCAAAGAAACAAUGCGAACCCGUAUCGCAUGAGGAAGGCUGCCACCGGGAACCGCCGCAAGGGGCUUCUGAGGAAAAAGGGGAGGACAGCAAGCGCACUACCACUACUCAGAUGGCGCAUUCAUUGACCGACACGUAUGGCGAAGUAAGCCUUUGCUGCUCAGUUGUGCAAAAGUCGAUGAUGGCAAGAGGUUCUGAAGUCUCGAAAAACACAAUUCGAGGUGCUGGUGGGAAUCAAGAUAAUUCGGCGUCCGAUGAUAUCCCAACAUCGCGAGAAAAUGUUUUGAUGCCAGCAAAUAUUCUAACGUGGAAAGUAGGACACGGCGCAGAGUUCACAGUAAAAUCACCAGAGGCUUCCUCAAAACGAGUGUACUAUGAGGCGCGCACAUUUUCAAAUCCGCAUAUAUACCAUAACCAAUCCCUCCUAUGGAUGUCACAGAGCACUAAUUCGUGCUGCUUCCAGGGAACAAGUGUCGAGUCAUCAAUAAGGCGCAGCAGCUUUGAUAUACAAGAGAAUGUUUCAGUCAGGUGCGGCGAAUGCCUACCAUUAGGCAAACGUAUGGAAUUAGAGGGAGGCGAUUCUGAAGCAGUUGCACUUUUUGCCAAGCAUUCAAAAGAGAUGUUACAGCCGCUGAAAAAUUCUGAAAAGUUUCAGGAAGAACAACAGGGACUGCAGAGAAACAAAUGCUUUACGCAGUAUCUCCAGCAUGAGUUGGAAAAUCUGAGACAGCAGCUUAGUGCUCAAAGAGAAUUGAUGAGCCGUCUAAUUAUGCAGUAUGAUUCUGGCCCAUGCAGAGCUCAGCUGUGCUCCGCUUCAUACCAGCAAAUCUCCAGCAUGCGUCGCUCGGAGGAAGUCCACAAUAUGCAAAUGAUGGAGCAGGAGGUCCCCAUGCACGGAGAGGGGGAAAGUUCGUUGCAUUCACCACUCCAAGACUGCCAGCAUGCAGAGGUUAAGGCCGAACCGCAAAUGAAAGAAUCCGAGCCAAAAGGGGCUUUACACGCAGAAGUCUACAAUGUGGAAAUGAUGGAGCAGGAGGUCCCCGUGCACGGAGAGGGGGAAAAUUCGUUGCAUUCACCACUCCAAGACUGCCAGCAUAUAGAGGCUGAGGCCGAACCGCAAAUGAAAGAAUCCGAGCCCAGAGGGGAUAUACACGCAGAUCAAGAUCUUGUAGAAAUGACCGCUGGAAUGCAACAAGGCCCUCACGACACUGCUGUGCCCAGAGCUCACCAACAGCUUCCUCCCAGGUCUUCAGAUGUAGGAUCUCAGGAGCACCUAUACCAGGGUCUGGACCACGCGUCUAGCCGUGAAGCAGGCGAGGAACAAGAAGUGUCUUGUGCAGCUCGUAUUGCCUUGGUGUCACUAAUUAAGCGCGUGGAAGCUCUUAAACGGCGCUUUGCGCAACCUUCUACCAUAAAACUGCCCAAUGGAACUGACGCAGGCAACAAAAAGCAACCGGACGAGCGAGUCGAAGCACGCAGCACACGACAAAAUCCACUUUACUACAUGAACCCCAAGCAACGGGUAAAGGCUCAUAUUCAAUUCCGAAUGCGCAAGCAGAAGCUACAGCACCCCCAGACAAAGUUGUUGCCUGAGCUGUACGUUGUGGGAAAAUCAAUGGCGAGCGGGACUUUGAAGACUGCAGGAGCUUCAAAAGCGACGCUUACACCAGAUAAUCACCCACAAGCAUUUGCACUGCCUAAGAGAACACGCUUCGGGGCAGAAAAAUGCGGGGGCCAGGACACUUGGCCUCCACCACCUAUGGAGCAGCGGCAAUUUACUAUGCCAACAAUCCCCGUUGAGCAGAAUGAAGUGACUCAUGGGCUGCCCUCCGCCGCACGCUUGGGUUUGCAAGGCGAACGUUUCAGUCUUGCCACGCCACCGCAAAGCGCACAUUCUUCAUAUUUUCCAGAAGAAGUGAAUAAGAAUGCACUACAGGCUGCUAAUCAUCCAACGGAAGCUCGAGGCACUACUUGUAGGGGACGCCAUACGGAGGGAAAAUUUUUUGCAGAAAAGGGUGACUCAGGAGCCCUACAGGAGAGGUCUUUUUCUCCUACAAUGAACAGCCAAGUGCGUGAUGAUGCUAGAGAUGACAGCAUUGCCGGCAGCAGCUGCUGUAUGACGUCAGCGCAGAUGAAACUUUGCUGCUGCGGUGCUAGUUCCAGCCAAGUACCAGCGCAGGCGACGACACUGACAUCUCAGGCUACACUGUUGCAGUUUCGGCCCGUUGUUUCACCUUUGAGUUCAGCUCAUGCGGAUGUAAUGAAAACGAAGAAGCACAAAGCUUUCUACAGCAAACACAGGUGUCCGGAGACGUUAACUGGUGCAGCUGCCUCUCUCUCUGGCAGGGUGGUGAAGAUGAUGGUAGCUAAAUCGCGUCUGAUACAACAGCAGGCACAGUCACAAAACUUCUUGCAUGCCUCUUCGUCGAACGUUACAUCUGCGGAAAAUGUGGGAUUUCACCUAGAGGAAGCGAUCCCGAUCGUUGAUGCUUUGGAGGAAAGAGCAUUUCCUAGAGAAGACCGCAGCAACUUGGCUGAUUCACGGACCCCGGGGCACGAAACAUCUGGCCAACAAGUGGAGACCGAAAUACAACGCAUUCAUCAAAAACAGAACAGACCCUGCUGCUACGUUCCACUAACUUCACAGCGCUGUCCUCUGCUCGUCCACUCUGGAUGUAGUGGCUCCAACAAGCAACACCAAGGGAAAGCAAUGGAGCAGAAGAAAAACACGAGAGUAGAAGAGCUCCCUUUGGCCGCUGCAUCGCCUGCAUAUUCGUGCCACCAAGCUCAAGAAAGGUCAUCAUGCCAGGAGGUUACGGAGACACCUCAUCAACGAGCCCGCAAAAGACGAGAACGUCAGAUCGCGCUUGCUUGCAACGCGACGAACGAGCACCGUGCGAAGGGACCGAAGACCCAUGCAGAGGGGAAAAUCGCGAAGCAGCAACGGCGUUCUAUCUCCAUCGGAAGGGCACACAGUGACACAGCUACUGCGCAUACUGUUGCUGCAUUCUACCACACAUUACUCAAAAAAAGCGCAUUCCAACAACUGCAUAUGGAAGCCACUAGUGUCGCUGCACUGAUACAGCAGCACGAUUCACGGCGAGCCACAGACUUGAUGGCCCGAUGCUUUCAAUCCUGGAGGGUUGCAGUGCUUCGCAAAACCGUAAUUACCCACGCAGCGGCAAUCGGCAAGAUGCACCAGCGCCAACAUUUCUGCAACGCUCUGGCAAAGUGCGCAAGCUUUAUAUUGGCCCGCAACGUGUUGGCACACCUGAGGCAGCUGGCUGAGCAAUCAGUUGUUCCAAGAAGAAGGGUCCUUUGUCGGACGGCAAUCCGUGCACUACAAGGCGCUGCUACACUACAGGCUACGGAAGAGGAGCAUGAGGCGGUCGAGAAAUUGCAACGAGCCGCUCUUAGGCGACAUAUACUGGCCUGGUACCAAGUGAAAACGCGAACAGCGAUUGACCGGGAAAAGCAAUGCCGCCAGCAGCAACAACACAAGGACAAGCUCCAACAAGUCAAGAAGCAGCUGUGGGCAAGAGCUCUCAGACAUAUGGCGGACUAUGAGCGCGCAUGA
This is a messenger RNA of Eimeria necatrix, 6519 nucleotides long. RefSeq lists its product as hypothetical. Bases 1 to 6519 code for a protein of 2172 amino acids. The transcript has 7 exons. NCBI's taxonomy places the organism in Eukaryota, Apicomplexa, Conoidasida, Eucoccidiorida, Eimeriidae. The record is from RefSeq and is a predicted model, not a curated record.